AUGUUCAAAGGUCCUGACCGGGUUAUCCACGCCAUCUUCACUUCAUCCUCUUCAGAAUCGUUCGGCGUGACUCUGGACACCAACAACGAGUAUCUCAUCACAGGUGCGUUUCUCACUACGUUACCCAAGUUCCAUUGCCCGCACUGGUUAAACUGCUCAACCUAUGCUUCCAGCAUCAUGGCCUGCUCUAAACUAUUGACUUCAUCUUGAACAAGAAAACCAGUGCUUUAGAAACAAUUUAUCUGUACAUCUUCAAGUUACACUUUAUAAUACCUAAUAUGUUAUGAAUUUCAAUGUUUAUAAUGCUUAUAAAUGUUUACAACUAAUGCAUCACUUAUUUAUUAUGAUAAAUUCCAGUGUUCCGGGCUGCAUCUGUAUGUCUACCUGCUCCAGGGUAGUUUCCUGGAUCUAGGAUCAGUUUCCCCUCCCCUAAUCUUAACCGUUUCUGGGGGAACAAAGGUGAAACUGAUCCAAGAUCAGUGUCUAGGGAACACUUUUACCCUACACCAAGUUUUCCCCACAGCACAGUGAUUGCUCACUGUCUCCUCUCUGUCUGCAGGCCAGCUGAAUCCUAAUGGGAGGAUGCACAUAAUCAUGUGUGACUUUAUUCAGUACUGGGAGGACCUGGGUGGCACACAAAAGAAGAGCUUGACUCGACGCUACCAAAGCGGCUGCGAUUGCACGGUGUGUGACAGGAAUUAUAGUAAUAUUACUUUACACCAGUUCUGUUCAAUAUUUACUCUGGUCACAUUGGUAAAACACAUGAGCUAGAAUAUUGGGGUAAUGAUCAGUCCGUCAUCUUGGUCUUUCUCUCUCCCUACUCCGAUACACAGAUCAUCCCCUGCUCUUCCCUCCCCUGUCCGGUCAGCACCCCAGAUGAGUGCCUUUGGACGGACUUGUUGUUGGCAGAUGGCCAAAGCGGACCCCAAGCCAAGAACUUUGCCUGUCUCAAGAGGAGUGAUGGGUCCUGUACCUGGUACAGGGGGAUGGCUCCACCCAAUAAGUAUUUCCUGGAGGACUCCUAA
Molecule: messenger RNA, 1025 nt
Organism: Coregonus sp. 'balchen'
Lineage: Eukaryota; Metazoa; Chordata; Actinopteri; Salmoniformes; Salmonidae
Source: the annotation of a GenBank genome assembly